Messenger RNA from Bactrocera latifrons, 1899 nucleotides. Its product is annotated as solute carrier family 25 member 35-like. The transcript is spliced from 4 exons. The coding region runs from base 755 to 1681 and encodes 308 amino acids. The record is from RefSeq and is a predicted model, not a curated record. Lineage: Eukaryota; Metazoa; Arthropoda; Insecta; Diptera; Tephritidae.
UAUGUUCAUUGUAGAAUAAGUGGAUUUCACUCUGUGUUAAUUGCUUGACGAAAUCUUAGCUGUAUCCCCACCUCUUCUCAACAAAUCUUAAUUAUUUCCUGCCAACCUGCUUAACAAAGAAAUUAAAUAAUAUUUUAGAUAUACAUAUGUACAUAAAUUGUAUUAAACUUAAUUUGCUAUAUCUUUUAUAUCAAUAGAAAUAUAUAUAAGCGUAUCUAAUCAUAAAUACUUGAGUCUUUCUGAACCCAGUUUUAGGUUAAUGUAGCGGUAUAUUCAUUAUAUUUCCGGUUUUCAUUUUAGGUCUUGUACUGAUUCAGCUUUUAAAUUGCUUCAUUCAAUUGAUAUAGCUCAUACGCCGUGCUAUCCUCAUGAAUUAAUAUAUAUUGCCACCACUGUAAUCAUAUGAUAGGAAAGAUCACACCACAACUUCUCUUAAUUUUUUUCUAACGACUAUGGUUUAGUUAGAUAAGAGCUGCAAAACUCAUAGUUAACCAGUGACUUAAUUUACUUUAUAAAAGAAUUUAACUUGAAAUUUUAGUGUAUCGUUGUCGCUUGACGGAAUGGUGGACUUGUUUAGGUCGUUGAGAGAUAUUUGUUAAUGUAAAUUAUUUGCGUUUUGCAUYGCCGAGUGAUGGAGUGUCAAGAGCUCUUUUCCAUUUAGUACUAAAAUACUAAAGUAAACACCGUUGAAUACUAAGKAAAUCUUUAAAUGUGCAAUAUCUAAUUAAACGCCUACGUUCAACAAUUCCAUAUUAUGAGUGAUUUUAUUAUCGGUGGUUUGGCCUCUGUAGGAACCAUACUAUUCACUAAUCCACUGGAGGUGAUUAAGACGCGCUUACAACUGCAGGGUGAGUUAGCCGUGCGCGGGACCUACGAUGUUCACUAUAGGGGUAUAGUGCAUGCCUUUGUGACAGUUAUCAAAAAUGACGGUUGGACAGGACUGCAAAAAGGGCUGGUGCCGGCAAUGUACUUUCAAUUUACAAUAAAUUCAAUACGACUUGGGAUGUACAACGCCGCAGUCAAUAGGCAGUGGACUCGCACGAAGGAUGGUGGUGAAUCAUUUGGACUGGGGCUUUUUUGGGGCGCUGCUGGUGGUGCAGUAGGCGCCUAUUUCGCCAGUCCAUUUCUAAUGAUAAAGACUCAGCUGCAGUCACAAGCGGCCAAGAACGUGGCUGUAGGAUAUCAGCAUCAUCACACUGGUAUGUUUAACGCCAUGAAGCAGAUUUAUCUAAGUGGUGGACUUGCAGCAUUGUGGCGUGGUUCUAUAGCCUCCAUACCACGGGCUUCAAUUGGUUCGGGCGUACAAAUCGCCACAUUUGGCAAAACAAAAUCAAUGCUCCGUGAACACAAUUUAGUUGUACAACCAACAUUGAACUCUAUGUGUGCUGCUUUCUUGGCUGGUUGUGUUGUAACAUUGGCAAUCACGCCGCCGGACGUUAUAUCAACACGGCUCUACAAUCAGGGUUUGGAUGCUAAUGGCAAAGGCUUAUUAUAUAGUGGUUGGUGGGAUUGUUUUUUCAAAAUAGCGCGAAGCGAAGGUUUAUAUGGUCUCUAUAAGGGCUUUUGGGCAAGCUACUUACGAUUUGCUCCGCACUCAGUACUUUUGCUGGUAUUUUUCGAUGAACUCUUAGCUUUGAAACAUAAGUAUCAAAUGAGUUAUAAAACUGUAAAUAAAGCAUAGUCGAAAUACUUAAACCAAAUUACAACUAGAGGCUAUACAAUUUAGCGGAAUCGUGCCUUCGUUUAUAAAACGAUAUUUSCUAAUUCGGAUAUUCUCCAUUACAGUUGCGAGAACACUUAGCAAYGUGUGCAAUGUACAAAACCAUUUAUUAUGUAAAUAUUAUUAGUAAUAUGUCAAUAUGUGUGUAGGUAAAAAAAAAAAUCGGUUUUAGGACUAGA